CUCUGACUGGCUUGGGAUGGGUUCCAGCAAUGUUGUUUUUUAAAAGCUCCUCAGAACAGUCAUCAUGGCGAACCUUGGCUGCUGGAUGCUGGUUCUCUUUGUGGCCACAUGGAGUGACCUGGGCCUCUGCAAGAAGCGCCCAAAGCCUGGAGGAUGGAACACUGGAGGCAGCCGAUACCCGGGGCAGGGCAGCCCUGGAGGCAACCGCUACCCACCCCAGGGUGGUGGUGGCUGGGGGCAGCCUCAUGGUGGUGGCUGGGGGCAACCCCAUGGUGGUGGCUGGGGACAGCCUCAUGGUGGCGGCUGGGGACAGCCUCAUGGUGGCGGCUGGGGACAGCCUCAUGGUGGUGGCUGGGGUCAAGGAGGUGGCACCCACAAUCAGUGGCACAAGCCCAAUAAGCCAAAAACCAGCAUGAAGCACAUGGCUGGUGCUGCAGCAGCUGGGGCAGUGGUGGGGGGCCUUGGCGGCUACAUGCUGGGAAGUGCCAUGAGCAGGCCCCUCAUACAUUUUGGCAAUGAAUAUGAGGACCGUUACUAUCGUGAAAACAUGUACCGUUACCCCAACCAAGUGUACUACAGGCCUGUGGAUCAGUACAGCAACCAGAACAACUUUGUGCACGACUGCGUCAAUAUCACGAUUAAGCAGCACACAGUCACCACCACUACCAAAGGGGAGAACUUCACCGAGACCGACGUUAAGAUGAUGGAGCGUGUGGUUGAGCAGAUGUGUAUCACCCAGUACGAGAAGGAAUCACAGGCCUAUUAUCAGAGAGGAUCGAGCAUGGUCCUCUUCUCCUCCCCGCCUGUGAUCCUCCUGAUUUCUUUCCUCAUCUUCCUGAUAGUGGGAUGAGGAAGGUCUUCCUAUUUUCACCAUCUUUCUAAUCUUUUUCCAGGUUGAGGGAGGGAGUAUCCAUCUGCAGCCCUUUUAGUGGUGGUGUCUCAUUCUUGCUUCUCUCUUUGUCCCUGAUAGGCUAAUCAAUACCCUUGGCACUGAUGGGCACUGGAAAAUAUAGAGUAGACCUGAGAUGCUAGUCAAGCCCCCUUUGAUUGAGUUCAUCAUGGGCCGUUGCUAAUGCCGGGCCAGUAAAAGUAUAACAGCAAAUAACCAUUGGUUAAUCUGGACUUAUUUUUGGACUUAGUGCAGCAGGUUGAGGCUAAAACAAAUCUCAGAACAGUCUCAAAUACCUUUGCCUGGAUACCUCUGGCUCCUUCAGCGGCUAGAGCUCAGUAUACUAAUGCCCUGUCUUAGCAGAGAUUUCAUAGCUAUUUAGAGAUAUUUUCCAUUUUAAGAAAACCCAGCAACAUUUCUGCCAAGUUUGUUAGGAGGCUGCAUGAUACUCAUUCAAAAAAAAAUCCUAGAAAUUGUUAGCUCUCGGGACACCGGCUUGGCCUACUGGAGCAUGAGCUCUGUAUCUACGGAGAACUGGGGCAAUGUUUUACUUUUCACAGUAAGGGCUACACAGCAGCUGUUCAUCAAGAGUAAAUAUCGGUACAACACUAAACCUCUGGCUAGAGGACAUAUUCACAGUGAACAUAACUGUAACAUAUUUGAAAGGCUUCUGGGACUUAAAAUCUAAUGUUUGGGAAUGAUGCCGUUGGAGGCAACCUCCCGUUUUUGUUUAAAGGACCUAUGCGUGGCAUUCCUUUCUUUAAACUAUAGGUAAUUAAGGCAGCAGAAAAGUAAAUUGCCUUCUAGACACUGAAGGCAAAUCUCCUUUGUCCAUUUACCUAGAAACCAGAAUGAUUUUGACAUACCGGAGAGCUGCAGUUGUGAAAGCACCAUCAUCAUAGAGGAUGAUGUAAUUAAGAAAAUGGUCAGUGUGCAAAGAAAAGAACUGCUUGCAUUUCUUUAUUUCUGUCUCAUAAUUGUCAAAAACCAGAAUUAGGUCAAGUUCAUAGCUUCUGUAAUUGGCUUUUGAAUCAAAGAAUAGGGAGACAAUCUAAAAAAUAUCUUACGUUGGAGAUGACAGAAAUAUGAUUGAUUUGAAGUGGAAAAAGAAAUUCUGUUAACAUUAAUUAAAGUAAAAUUAUUCCCUGAAUUGUUUGAUAUUGUCACCUAGCAGAUAUGUAUUACUUUUCUGCAUUGGCUUGCACUUUGUGAGUAUUCUAUGUAAAAAUAUAUAUGUAUAUAAAAUAUAUAUUGCAUAGGACAGAUUUAGGAGUUUUGUUUAGAGCAGUUAACAUCUGAACAUCUGAAGUGUCUAAUGCAUUAACUUUUGUAAGGUACUGAAUACUUAAUAUGUGGGAAACCCUUUUGCGUGGUCCUUAGGCUUACAAUGUGCACUGAAUCGUUUUGUAUAAGAAUCCAAAGUGGACACCAUUAACAGGUCUUUGAAAUAUGCAUGUAAUUUAUAUUUUCUAUAUUUGUAACUUUGCAUGUUCUUGUUUUGUUGUAUAAAAAAUUUAUAAGUGUUUAAUAUCUGACUGAAAUUAAACAGGAGCGAAGAUGAGCACCA
Mandrillus leucophaeus (drill) is the source of this 2456-nucleotide messenger RNA. It is a transcript of the gene PRNP, whose product is annotated as prion protein. NCBI's taxonomy places the organism in Eukaryota, Metazoa, Chordata, Mammalia, Primates, Cercopithecidae. Gene Ontology annotation, cellular component: membrane. The coding region runs from base 65 to 850 and encodes 261 amino acids. The record is from RefSeq and is a predicted model, not a curated record. Gene Ontology annotation, biological process: protein homooligomerization. The transcript is spliced from 2 exons.